AUGUCGGCUGCAAGACCCAUAACCACCGUCUGUUUCCUAAUCUUGCUGGUGGUAACCGCUGCUCACCCAACCGGUCGCAGACGUUUCAGGCACCACAAAAGGCCACAGAAAACAUUCUCCACUAGUAUAGUUUUCUUUUCUUCUGGCAAGCUCUCGGCUCUCUUACUGGAGCCUUCUUCUUGCUCUUUGAACCUUGAAGGAUCCGUAUGUUAUUUGACUGUAUUGGUUUAGUUGAGUUCAAAGGAAGAUAAGAGUUAUGAAGCUGGAAAGGAAAGCCACUUAGCUAAGUUGGACAGUGAUACAAAGAUUAAAGUUGCAGAUGUAGUCACUCAUAAAACCCUUAAGAACCUCGAUUCGUCCGAAGUGGAAGAUAAAAUUGAAACGAGAGAAGAAAUAACACAAAUGCCACCGUACGACGAGAUAUACAGCCAAUGGUCCGGAUGGUCACGUUGUUCUAGAAAAUGCAAGCAGGAACGUAUUCGCACGUGUAUCUCUCCUCUCCAUUGUGGGGCCAGAAUUCUGAAAGAAGUAAAGCCUUGCAGAGGACGACGAUGCAAGAAAAAUCCCAUCGUAAUUCCAGAAACAGAGGAAAUCCGGCAGACCGAAGAAGGACCCUCCCAGUUUCGAGUUCUGUAUCACCUACAGAGCUACGUGUACUCGGAUUGGUCUGAAUGGUCACCUUGCACACGGUCUUGUAAGACUCGUCGCUACCGCGCCUGCAAGAUGUCGCUAGUGUGCGGAACUAGUGUAAUCCAGGAGGAUGCUCUGUGCUACGUAGAAGGAACACUCUGUGAAAAGUUGUAUCGCAAGACAGAAAGGGAUGACAAGGAGGAACACAUUGAAGCUGAAGAGCUAGGAAGUGGAGAAGAGAAUUUCACAUUAGACAUCCAGAAAUGUGGAGUACCAGAAAGAAGCACCCCAGAUCUGCGCAUCAUUGGAGGUCACGAGACUCAGAAAGGUCGCUGGCCUUGGCAGGUGGCAGUGCUGAACAAAUACCUUGAGCCCUUCUGUGGAGGAACGUUGCUCACGCCUCAGUGGAUAUUAACUGCAGCACACUGUGUUAGGAGACGUUUGUACGUGCGUGCAGGAGAACACGACUUGAUAGACGCGGAGGAUUCCGAACAAGAAGUUCGUGUUGCGGAUUCUUUUGUGCAUCCCAACUAUGACAUCGAAACAGUGAACAACGACAUAGCUUUGCUCAGGCUUCGUCAUCCUUUAAGGAUGGACUCCUAUGUCCAGCCCGUCUGUCUGCCCAGUUCUGAAAGUGAACUUCACGUACAUGCAAUGGCUACUAUUUUAGGCUGGGGUAAAAGACGAAAGGCCGCCAUGUUUGGAACGGAUGUAUUGCACGAGGCACAGAUCCCUAUAGUUAAUACAGAAGAUUGUCGUAAAGUAUAUGAGGACUAUUACAUCAGCGACAACAUGCUUUGUGCAGGAUACGAACGGGGGCGGGUAGACUCGUGCGCAGGCGACAGUGGCGGCCCCUUAUUAUAUGAAGUAAAUGGGAAAUGGGAAAUUUACGGAAUUACUAGUUUCGGCGAGGGGUGUGGAAGGAAGGGAAAGUACGGUAUUUACACUAAUGUAGUGAAGUUUGUGAAAUGGAUAAAAAAAACAAUAAUUCUUAAUACCUGAUAGUGAAAGACUCGAAAAAAGUUUCAUAUAGUUUGUAUAUACAAUAAAUUAUGAUAACUGUGUUGGUGAAAAACGUAUUUUCCGGUUAAUGACACGAAAUAACCUCAGUCAAAAGGCAAUAAAUAUUCAAUCAAGAGCUCAUGUGGAAGAAAGUUUCCUUUGCAAUGCACAAACUGAUCUCUUUCUGCUCAGGAGCAUCGUUUAUUGAUCCAUGUUGAGUCUAUUGUAUAUUAU
Messenger RNA from Limulus polyphemus (Atlantic horseshoe crab), 1866 nucleotides. Its product is annotated as coagulation factor VII-like. Gene Ontology annotation, molecular function: serine-type endopeptidase activity. The transcript has 7 exons. Gene Ontology annotation, biological process: proteolysis. NCBI's taxonomy places the organism in Eukaryota, Metazoa, Arthropoda, Merostomata, Xiphosura, Limulidae. The record is from RefSeq and is a predicted model, not a curated record.